Molecule: messenger RNA, 1588 nt
Organism: Budorcas taxicolor (takin)
Lineage: Eukaryota; Metazoa; Chordata; Mammalia; Artiodactyla; Bovidae
Gene: CSTPP1
Product: centriolar satellite-associated tubulin polyglutamylase complex regulator 1
Exons: 9
Coding region: 76-1071 (331 amino acids)
Source: RefSeq, a predicted model, not a curated record
GGCAACCAGGAGCGCCGGGAGACCUGGGUUCCGGAAGCCGGGGAGCUGGAGCGCUGAAGCCACCCUGAUCAAAGGAUGCUGAGUCCGGAGCGCCUAGCCCUACCGGACUACGAGUAUCUGGCCCAGCGACAUGUCCUCACAUACGUGGAGGAUGCAGUCUGCCAGCUGCUAGAGAACAAGGAAGAUAUUAGCCAGUACGGCAUUGCCAGAUUCUUCACAGAAUAUUUUAACAGUGUAUGUCAGGGAACUCAUAUUCUUUUCCGGGAAUUCAGCUUCAUCCAAGCCACCCCUCACAACAGGGCAUCAUUCCUACGGGCCUUCUGGAGAUGCUUCCGAACAGUAGGCAAAAAUGGUGAUUUGCUGACCAUGAGGGAAUAUCACUGCUUGCUGCAAUUACUGUGCCCAGAUUUCCCACUGGAGCUCACUCAGAAGGCCGCCAGGAUUGUGCUCAUGGACGACGCCAUGGACUGCUUGAUGUCUUUCUCAGAUUUCCUUUUUGCCUUCCAGGUCCAGUUUUACUACUCAGAGUUCCUGGAGAGCGUGGCGGCCAUCUAUCAGGACCUCCUGUCGGGCAAGAACCCCAACACGGUGAUUGUGCCCACGUCGUCCAGUGGGCAGCACCGCCCGCGGCCUUCUGCGGGCGAGGCAGGCACACUGGAGGGCGUGGAAGCCUCACUGUUCUACCAGUGCCUGGAGAACCUGUGUGACCGGCACAAGUACAGCUGCCCACCCCCGGCGCUGGUCAAAGAGGUCCUCAGCAACGUUCAGAGACUGACCUUCUACGGCUUCCUCGUGGCCCUCUCAAAGCAUCAUGGGAUCAACCAAGCCCUAGGAGCCUUGCCUGACAGAGGGGACCUGAUGCACGACCCAGCCAUGGAUGAGGAACUGGAGCGGCUGCUGGCGCAGAUACCAGGCCUGGUCACCUCAGUCACUGCCAGUCCAGAGGCCAGCUGCCUGCCUCCCAGGACCCCUCCCCGGGUUGGCUCCCCCUGGAGACCCCUCCAUCACGCCCGCAAAGUGGAUGCAGAAAGCGAUGGCUCCACUGAAGAGACAGAUGAGUCCGAGACUUGAGGAGCCUGAAGGGUCCUGUCUACAGCACAGAACCCAGCCCUGGGUCCAGUUCCCAGCACCCCACCCGCUCACCUCCCCACCCGCCUCCAAGCCCUGGGACCCCAGGCCUCUCUCCUCCCACUCCCUGUGCCGAGCUGCCCUCCACUGCUAAGGCCAAGUGACAGCCCCAGCCCAGAGACCCACCAGAGAGGUGCUGAUACGCCAAGCUACGCAGUGACCCUAGAAAGUUAACAGCCGACUUUCUCCCGUCAGCCUGCCUUUCACCAGGCCCCAAGCUGACGGCGGAUUGAGCUGAGGCCACGGGAAGGGUGACUUGGUUUUACCCUUUUGCUGACCAUCCCCAUCUCCUCACAGCAAUUCCAGGAACCAUGCAGUGCCUUGCGUGGUCAAGGGUGACACCCAGCCAGUGAUGCAGGUAUUAAGAUAUAGCCAUGGUAGCUUUCUGCUGGAGGACUAGCCACUAGCCGUAAGAUCAAGGGUGGGCAAAAAGAAAUUUCACUUUCAGAAACCGCUUCAA